Messenger RNA from Pipra filicauda (Wire-tailed manakin), 1557 nucleotides. RefSeq names its product eva-1 homolog C (gene EVA1C). Gene Ontology annotation, molecular function: carbohydrate binding; heparin binding. The transcript has 8 exons. Lineage: Eukaryota; Metazoa; Chordata; Aves; Passeriformes; Pipridae. The coding region runs from base 121 to 1413 and encodes 430 amino acids. Gene Ontology annotation, cellular component: extracellular region. The record is from RefSeq and is a predicted model, not a curated record.
GGUCGGGGCAGCCCCGAGGGCGCCCGGCGGGCCGGGGGGCCGCGCCGCCAGCCAGGACCGGCCCCCGCCAUGUGAGUCUGCGGGGCUGCCCCCCCGCCCCGCGCCGCCCGCUCCCGCACCAUGAGGUACGGGGGUGCGGGGCAGCUGCCACGCCGCGCUCAGGUAGAGCCCGGGCGGCUCCUCCGCCUCCUCUCCUGCCUGGUCCUCGUGUGCGGCGCGGAGGUCGCGGCGCUCGCCGACUUCUCAGGUUACCUAACCAAGCUCCUGCAGAACCACACAGCCUAUGCCUGCGAUGGGGAGCACCUGAGCCUGCACUGUCCUCGGCACUCAACCAUCAGUGUUCAGUCAGCAUUUUACGGGCAAGACUCCCACAUGUGCAGCACUCAGGAGCCUCAAACGAAGAUGGCAGAACCGAGAAACUGUGUGGCACCCACCUCGUUGCAGAAAGUACUGGAUGAAUGCCAAAACCUGAGAUCCUGCCAACUCCUUGUCAAUAGUCGGGUUUUUGGGCCUGAUCUCUGUCCAGGAACCACUAAAUUCCUCCUUGUCUCCUUUAAAUGCAAACCUACUGAAUACAAAACCAAAUCAGCAUGUGAGAACCAGGAACUGAAACUCCACUGCCAGGAAUCCAAGUUCCUUAUCAUCUACUCGGCCACCUAUGGCAGAUGGGCCCAGGAGGAGAGCGCCUGCUCGGCAGAGGCGGAGCACAUCCCCCCCUUUGACUGUUUGUCUUACACAGCGCUGGAGGUUUUAUCAAAGAGGUGUUCUGGGAAGCAGAGAUGCAAAAUCAUUGUCAGUAGCCAGGAUUUUGGGAGCCCAUGCCUUCCUGGAGUGACAAAAUCCCUCACUGUCAGCUAUGCAUGUGUUCCUAAAUUUAUCCUCAUGGCUGUCAACCCCGGGGUCCCUGAUAACAAGUCUUCCAUAAAACAGAAUGAUGGUGUUGACUUCGAUCCAAAGGAAUCAAGACUUCCAAAGAAAGAUGGAAUUAUUCUUAGCUCUAACUACCUUGCUACAUUUGCAUACAUCAGAGAUCACCUCGAAAGAGCUGCUCUCCUGUUUGUGUCCAGCAUUUGUGUGGGGUUAAUCCUCACACUGUGUGCCUUGGUGAUAUGUGGGUGGUGCCCAAGUGACAUCCGGAAAUUACACAGGAAGGAGGAGCGGUUGGUGCCAGAGAGUGCCAGAGUGUACGAGAACAGUGAACAGGAGGAGGAGGAGAAUUCCCUUUUGGACACCCAGGAUGAGAUAGAUGGACUUUACAGACCUUCUUACUCAGGAUAUAAUUUGGCAGAGGCGGCAGAACUGGCAGAAAGGAUUGAGCGCAGGGAGCAGAUCAUACAAGAAAUCUGGAUGAACAGUGGUGUGGAUAUGACACCUCCUAGAAAUAUGAAUACAUUUUAUAUUAAUGAACAAUAAAUGGCUUAUUUUGGAUGAUGCCCUAGCCCUUUUUUUUUUUUUUAAAAAAAGAAAUGUACCUUCUGUGAAGGAACAUUUGUAUCCAUGUAAUUAUUUGUAAAAUAAGAUAAAAUACAUGCAAUAAACAGAGAGUUUCAUACCCUU